This is a messenger RNA of Huiozyma naganishii CBS 8797, 1647 nucleotides long. RefSeq names its product methionine--tRNA ligase MSM1 (gene MSM1). Bases 1 to 1647 code for a protein of 548 amino acids. Gene Ontology annotation, molecular function: methionine-tRNA ligase activity; ATP binding. Gene Ontology annotation, biological process: methionyl-tRNA aminoacylation. The record is from RefSeq and is a predicted model, not a curated record. The transcript has a single exon. NCBI's taxonomy places the organism in Eukaryota, Fungi, Ascomycota, Saccharomycetes, Saccharomycetales, Saccharomycetaceae.
AUGCGCCUCACGCACGUUACCACCCCGAUCUUCUACCCUAACGCAAGGCCGCACCUGGGCCACCUGUACUCCUCGCUGCUCGCCGAUGUCCACUGUCGGUGGACCAACCUUGUGAGGCCGCAACCCAUGGCCACUGCAGACCCAGCAGAGAAGUUCACGACAGGGACAGACGAGCACGGGCUCAAGAUCCAGCAGGCGAGCGAGGCACAGGGUGCGGGGGGCACACCGCGACAGUUCGUCGACAGGUUGCACCGCGAGUUCGUCCGGCUCGACAGCCUCUACAGCAUCCGCUACUCGAAGUUCAUACGUACCACGGACCCACUACACAUGGAUAACGUCAGAGAGUUAUGGAACAAGUGUGCUGCGAAAGGGUUCAUCUACAGGGGCCAGCACAGCGGGUGGUACUCCGUCUCGGACGAGACCUUCUACCCGGAGUCCAAAGUGGUCCCCAACGAGCAAGGGACGGGCUACAUCAACACGGAGACGAACAACGCGGUCGUCCACCACUCGGAGACUAACUACUUCUUCAAGUUGUCUAGCUUCAGAGACAGGCUUAUUGGGUUGCUCAGCCAGCGGGACCCGCCCUUCGUCGAACCAGAGGCCAAGAGGGAGCAAUUGCUCUCAGAACUGCUGGCGACAGACCCACUUCCGGACCUCUCCGUCUCAAGACCUUCGUCAAGACUGUCAUGGGCGAUCCGCGUGCCAGGAGACGACUCGCAGAGCGUGUACGUCUGGUUUGACGCACUUGCUAACUACAUAUCUGCUCUGGGACCCCUGGGGACCGCUACCAGUGGACCCUACUGGCCCAACACGACACAUAUCCUCGGGAAGGAUAUCAUAAAGUUCCACGCGUGGUACUGGCCCGCGUUCCUCAUGGCCGCGGGGGAACCAUUGCCCCGAAGACUCGUCGUCCACGGUCACUGGAUCUCAGAGGGGGUCAAAAUGUCCAAGUCCCUCGGGAACGUCGUCGACCCGGUUACCAUAGCGCGCAAGUACGGGACAGACAUCGUCAGGUGGUACUUGCUCGAGAACUCACAGAUCGAGUCGGAUAACGACUUCAACGGCGACGCGGUUGCCAAACUCAGGGAACUCUUCGUUGACAAGUGGGGGAACCUGAUUAACAGGUGCUCCUCGCGCAAGUUCAAUAUCCAGAGGGCAAGGACAGUCUUCGGGGGGCACCCCACUGCGGGGGCGUUCCUCCAAGAGUGGGACGAAGUGUGGCGGGGACAAUUCACGGACCAAGCAGCACAACUGCUCGUCAAACUGCAGCAAUUGACGCAGACUAUCGACGGGAGAAUUGACUCCUUCCAGUACAGCGGCAUCCUAAGGGACGCCUGGACCGUCAUCAACGACGCAAACAGGAUCGUGCAGGACACAGAACCUUGGAGGGUCGAUCGCGAGAGACAGGACGCGGUCGUGUUCCUCGCCAUGGAGGUUGCCAGGAUCCUCAGUAUCCUGCUACAACCGUUCAUUCCAAGACUAUCGGGCAAACUUCUCGACAGACUGGACGUCUCCGCAGCGAACAGAACUUUGGAGUUCACACAGCUAGGUACGGACCACACCUACGGAACACACGCGAAUGACCAGGGCAGAUCAGUACCCAUCCAGAGAGAAGUCUCAGAGGACGAGUACACUCCAGAUCAAUAA